ACUUUGAAUUUCGAGAGCGAUAGUCAGUGUUGCGAUCGUCCAGCAGUCUUCCAAAAAUUGACGUGUUUUCUGGAAUAAACAAUAUGUGAUUGAGUGCUUUUUAACCUUAAAAAUCAAAAAGUUUCUUGUGAUAGUGAAGUGAAAUACUUAAAAUAAUAAACAAUGUUUGCGAACGGACAGGUAGUAGGUGAUGGUACCUGGGACCUUCGGGUUUUUGUCACAGAUCUACAAACGGAGAGGUUGAUUCGCGUAAAAGGAGAUGUCCACAUUGGCGGAGUGAUGUUGAGGCUGGUCGAGGACCUAGAAAUUUCAAUGGAUUGGUCUGACCAUGCGCUUUGGUGGCCCGAUAAAAAUAUAUGGCUGACAAGAACAAGAUCUACUCUCGACCAAUGCGGAGUCCACGCAGAUGCCUUACUUCAUUUUACUCCAAUGCACAAAAUUCUCAGGCUACAAUUACCCGAUCUUAGGUAUUUGGAUAUGCGGGUUGACUUUUCAAUCAAAACUUUCUCCGCUGUAGCUCAACUUUGCAAAGAUUUAGGCUUAAGGCACCCAGAAGAAUUGUCUCUUUCGAAGCCACUGGAACCCAAUCAUUUAAAAUACAAUUAUAAAGACCUGCCAAAGAAAAAAUACGAAAAUGGAACGAAUAGGAACGGACACCUUCCAUCGGAUACCAACACGUUUAUAGCGAAUAGCAGUCCGGGAGGCAGUAACGGAAGUUUGGAUAAGUCUUACAUGUGUGCUCCAGUAACUCCAUCUAGAGGACCGCAAAGUUCAACGCCUGUAAAUAGUCCUAGUGGAAAUGGAACAUGGAACAGAAAUGGUUUCGGCAACGACAUGAAUGGAUCAUUAAAUUAUUCUGGAUACGUACCUAAUAGCGCAAGUCUCGAACAGCUUGAUGGAUCUUUUGAUAAUUCCUUAGCACACAGUCCACCAUCACCCAGUCAAGAAGCCAAGAGGCAUCUUAUUAGACCGAAAUCAUUAAUAGAAAAGGCUCGAAUGAAUGUUGCGUGGUUGGAUUCCUCACUCUCAAUCAUGGAGCAAGGAGUUAGAGAACAUGACACACUGUGCUUAAAAUUCAAGUUCUACUCCUUCUAUGACUUAAAUCCUAAAUACGAUGCUGCAAGGAUCAAUCAAAUCUUUGAACAAGCCAAAUGGCAAUUGUUGAACGAAGAAAUUGAUUGUACAGAGGAAGAAAUGUUGUUGUUCGCCGCAUUACAGUUGCAAAUUAAGUUACAAGCAAAUCAACCGCAACCUGCUUUGGAUAACGGAAGCGCUCCAUCUCCUAUAGAAGACGAUAUAGAUGCCGCUUUGAAUAAUCUUCAGACAACUUUAGAGGGGUCCAGUCUUAAUACUUACUCUAACGACAUCACACAAGUGCCUGAAUUGAGAGAUCAACUUCGGUUCUUAAAGCCUAAGCGGUUUACUCUAAAGGCUUACAAGAAAUACUGGUUCACUUGUCGAGACCUCCAUCUCUUCAUGUAUAAAACUAGGGACGAUAUGCUCAGCUCCCAGAAUCAAGUGUUCAAAACCAGUUUGAAGGGUUGCGAGGUCACUCCCGAUGUGAACAUUACACAAAACAAAUAUGUUAUAAAACUGGAAGUACCUAGUCCUGAAGGAAUGUCCGAAAUGUAUAUACGCUGUGAUGAUGAAACCCAAUACGCAAGAUGGAUGGCUUGCUGUAGAUUAGCAGCGAAGGGUAGAUCUUUAGCUGAUAGUUCUUAUGAAACCGAAAAGAAGACCAUAUUGGAUUUCCUCCACUUACAGAGGCCUUCAGAGCAACCAGUUCUGAAUCCUAAUGGCUUGGAUCUGCAGAUAGAGGAUUACAUUGCUCCUAAAUAUCUGAAGAAGUCUAGAGGAAAGUUGACUCAGAGAAUCCUAGAAGCCCAUGCCAACGUUAAGGAUCUCAGCCUUAUCGACGCCAAAAUGAACUACAUUAAAGCCUGGCAACUCCUCCCAGAAUUCGGAAUCAGCCUGUUCGUCGUUAAGUUCAUGAACUCCAAGAAGGAAGAACUAUUAGGAGUCGGCUACAACCGCAUUAUGAAGAUGGACAUCAACACAGGAGACCACCAAAAGACGUGGAGAUUUAACACGAUGAAAGCCUGGAACGUCAACUGGGAACACAAACACAUGAUGGUCCAAUUUGAAGAAGAAAACAUAAUUUUUAGUUGCUUAUCGGCAGAUUGCAAGGUCAUCCAUGAGUUUAUCGGAGGGUACAUAUUCUUGUCGACUCGGUCGAAAGAUGCCAGCCAAACGCUUAACGAGGAGUUAUUCCAUAAAUUAACAGGGGGGUGGUCGUAGAUUAUAAAAAUUAGUGCCUUUAAUGAAAUGUGUCAAUUAAUAUUUUUAGAGCACGCUUCUCUCAGUAGAUCUUCUUAUUAUUAAGAUUAUUGAAUCUCUUACAAUACAAUAAGUUGUCAAUGAUAUACCACACAAUAAGUAUAGGUGCCAAAUAGUCUAUUACGUCGGUUUAUAGAUAUUUUUCAUUUUAGAAAUGAUAGAUUAACAAACCAAAUAUUUUAAAACGGUUGACGUGUCUUUAAGAUUCAAUAAAGUUUCAACUUGCAUGUUUCAGUUCCAUAAUUAGGUCUUCCAUCUUAUUAUAUUAUCACUACUAUUAUUGAUCCUGGGCACAAGUUUUGUCACAUACGUGCCACUGUAUGGGUAAAAGGAGUACAGAAAUUGAGUGCUAUUUUGUGCAACGUAAAAAUUAACCCAAGGGGGUGUCUGAAUUUACCAUUUAAUGACGAAUAAAUGGAUGAACUGCUUUCCAGAUGUUCCACACUAAAGUUGUCAUAGGAAACCAUGGCAUUAAGGGAAAUGCCAUAUUGCCAGAAAUUAAGAAAACCAUAUUAUAGCUCCUCAACAAUAAAAUCACACAACCUUCUAACUCCAGUCCUUUUCUCAUGGCGGACAAACGAAAUUGUUCGCCCGCUAGAGGACCAAUAUCUCUAGAAGGACAGGACAGAUCUCGUUAGAGGAAUCUGGCAUCAUGGCAGUGUAAAUAAACAUUUAGAUUAUGCUUAUUCUCUUGGCAGAUUUUAAGACGCAGUUCUCGAAGUGGUAAAUACAAUUCUUAUGAAAGUUAUAUACAGAUUGGACAAAAAAAUGCUAAAAUUUUAGUAUUAACGUUAAUUAAUCGGAGCAAAAAGCAUUUUCAGGACAAAUAUUUUCCAACACUAUUUAUAUAGUUUACUAUACUGAAAAGUAUUUUCGACUUACACCGUUAAAAUGUAUUUUUUGUAUUUUUAAAAAAGAAUUUGUUAUCUUCUAAUAAGACGAUCUAUUGUAAUUUUUGUGUAAGAUUAAAACAUUAAUAAACUUAAUUCAAGUUAAUAGUUUUAAUAAUAAUUGACCCAGAUUUGCUUACUUUGGAAUUGUUUUAUAUGUUGAUUUUUGUAAAUAAUAUUGUCAGUAUUUCGGACGAGUCGAGUGGAAUUCAGUAUGUUUUUUAAUAUAUAUAGCUGUAGAAUCGACUAUCGCAUCAAUAUUUUUACAUAAUUAUGAUAUAUCAGUAUGUAAUAAUUGUUGCAUAAGCGCAGAAACAGACGAACCAUUCUGCAGCGCUACUCUGUGGCGCCGCAAAGUAGCUUCCGAUGAUUAGCCGUAAAUUGUUAUGUAAAUUAAACGUGCCAUUCCAGACGAGCGAUAGUGGCCAGCCACUAUCGUCUGUUGACGUUAAAAAAAUCGUUGGCGCUACAAAAUCGCCUGUCUAUGCCACUCCGUGGCGCCACAGAGUAGCGCUGCAGAGUGGCUCGUCUGUUUCGGGGCUAAGUCAGAGUUCGUAAUGUUGAAGCCUGUUGAGACCGAAGAAUUGUAGUUUAAAGUGUAUAAAGAUGUCUGACACCUGCGAUUAUUUCAAACGUUAUAUUUGCAGUUGUCAUUUCGACUAAUUUCGCUGGGGUACCCGUCUAGAUUGGCCAAUAUAGGUACAUAAAAUAUGUUAAAGUAAAAAAAUAUUUUAUCUGUAAUUAAUUGGAUGUGCCUUUAGAGCAAAUGUAAUGCCUUUUUAUUUUACACUGUUUGGGUUGUAGUAAAAUAAAAAAGGCGAUCGAAAUAUUUCCAGAUAGAUAAUAUUUAACAUACUUUAUUGAUACUGAUUUUCAAAUUUGUUAUUCGCUUCAGUGGAAAUUCAGUGGUUUCCAAUUGAUCAGCCACAUCUUGGAACCUUUGUCCUAAGAGGCAGAUAUCGUUAGCGUAUUCUAGAUCGCUUAGGCGUGUAGUUAACAUCCAUUGUAUCUCUCUUGUGUCGGAGUCUAGAUUGGCAAAAGAGAGAACAUAGUUACAGCUAUGUUAAAAAGAAGCGGAGAAAGUACGCAUCCCUGUCUGACUCCAGUAAGUACGUUAAAUUCGUCACUGCUGAUCCCAUUGUUUGUCCCGCUGCAUUUCGCCUCAGCAUACAGUGCUUUUAUAAUGGAAAUUAUUUUUUGCGGGGGAUGUUUCUUAGUUCUAAAAUUUUCCAUAUAGCAGCAUGAGAUACGCUGUCAAAGGCACGCUAGAAAUCGACAAAAACCAUUAUAUAGGCGCGUGUUUCAUUAAAUCGAUUGUUCCACUAUCACUCUCACAGUAUUAAUGUGGUGUAUGCAGGAGGAUUCUGGUCUAAAGCCUGCUUGAUUAGCUCGAAGUUCAACAGAGACGUUUAAUUGUACCUGUACCUAUAAUUUUUUUUUCAAAAAUGAAAGUUUUGCAAUGCAGUAAUGGACAGAGCUACAGUGUUACAACAAUAGGGAAGUCUUGAUUGAUAAUAUAAAAAUAUAUUGACAAACGAAAGUUUUACUUUUAAUAGUAACAAUAUUAAAACUAAAACUUUACUAGAACUAAUCUUAUGGUUACACCAUUCGUGCUAAGAAGGCCGAGAGAGAUCUGUCAGGUUGCAUCUCACUACCCGCCUGUCCAGCACGGUAAAAUUCCAACAAAGAUUAGUUCCCAAUACUCAGAAUAGGAAUGGAACUAAUAGACGGAGAGGCAGCGCUGAAAAAUCUAUUUGAAUUUACUAAAGCUAAAUUUUUCACAGUUGAUUACUAUGAUUGUGUAAACAAACAUACUGCGGUCGGUCAAGCAAAACGUAGAACAGGGGUUACUGAGAGGGUAUCAAAGUUGCUUUCCUACGAAGGUAAUUAAAUCCAUUUAAUAAGGCUGAAAAUCAGUACACACAUUCUAAAUUAAAUAUAAAUAAAAGUUAUUAUAGUCGGUCAGCUGUAUGACGGGACAGAGCCGGUCGGUCGUACCCAAUGAAUGUACAGCGUUAUUCACAAUAUUUUGACCCCCUUGUAAACUGCUUUAUUUACAGAAUUAGAAAAAAAUGUAAAACACAAAAGUUAUUCGAUUUUUUAAUUAUGAUUUUUGACAUAUAUAUCGUACUAGUGACGUCAUCCAUCUGGGCGUGAUGAUGUAAUCGACUAUUUUUUUUAAAUGAGAAUAGGGGUCGUGUGCUAGCUCAUUUGAAAGGUUAUUCAAUUCUCUAUACAGUACUAUAAACAAUAAGAUCAUUAUUUAUACAGGGUGUCCAAAAAUUUUUUUGAACUACAGUAGAGCGUCAAUAAUCCGAACUAAUUGGUACAGGGGUAGUUCGGAUUAUCGAACAUAUGUUCAAAAUAUCCAUACAAAGCUCAUAAACAUAGUACAUAUUAUGUACAUACGUUUUAGUUACAAGGCAUAAAACAACUGCAUAAUAAACAAAUAUAUUGUAUGUAUUUCUGCAUAAACAAAACAAAAAUCCGCGGUCAUAUUUUGCCCAUAUUGUCAUCCAAAAAUUCGGUCCGUGAUCAUAUUUUUUAAUUUUAUAAUUUUUUUUGCGUUCGGAUUAGCGAUCGUUCGGAUUACCAGGGUUCGAAUUAUCGACGCUCUACUGUAUUAAUUAAACAAUUAAUUUAAUUAAAAAAAUUUUUUUGGACAUCCUGUAUAAUUAAUCAUGUUAACGUAUAUAUUACUGAAUAGGGAAUUGAAUAACCUUUCAAAUAAGCUAGCACUCGACCCCUAUCCCAUUUAAAAAAAUAGUCGAUUACGUCAUCACGCCCAAAUGGAUGACGUCAUUAGUACGAUAUAUAUGUCAAAAAAUCAUAAUUUAAAAAUUGAAUAACUUUUGUAUUUUACAUUUUUUCUAGUUCUGUAAAUAAAGCAGUUUACAAGGGGGUCAAAAUAUAGUGAAUAACCCUGUACAUUCACUGGGGCCGACCGACCGGCUCUGUCCCGUCAUACAGCUGAACGACUAUAAUAACUUUUAUUUAUAUUUAAUUUAGAAUGUGUGUACUGAAUUUCAGCCUUGGUAAAUGGAUUUAAUUACCUUCGUAGGAAAGCAACUUUGAUACCCUCUCAGUAACCCCUGUUCUAUGUUUCGCUUGACCGACCGCAGUAUGUUUCUCUACACAAUCACAGUAAUCAACUGUGAAAAAUCUAGCUUUAGUAAAUUCAAAGAGAUUUUUCAGCGCUGCCUCUUGGACUAUAAUAAAAAUAAUAAAUAAUCAUUUCGUUGUGAAAUGAAACAAGAGCCGUUUUAUUUUAGUUAGUUUAGAGAGCGCCAAAAGCACUCUAACUACUUUCAACCCUUGUUAGGGUUUCUGCAGAGAGAGCAAAUUGUGCGCUUUAAUUGCUAUUAUUUAUUAAAGAUAUAUUGCUUUACACCGCCAAAUAAAAAUAGCCCAUGAAACUAAUGUGUCUUUUUUUGUAAUACUAUAUUGAAUUUGACUCGCUCGAGGUUAAAAUCUUUUAAUUGGAUUAUAUUUAUUGUAAUAUAAUUGUAAUGCUUAUAUAUUUACACUGUCGAAUUUGUUGCCUUUCAUGUUAUAUAUUACGUAUAUAUUAAUGUUACUAAAUAUUCUAGACACUAUUUUUACCACGUUUAUAUUUUAACUUUUAAAAAAUUACAUGCAAUACUAUACAGUACAUAUACUAUUUUAUAUAAAUUGAUUUAUGUACAAAAGUUAUUAAUAAAGUAUAACAGUUUAA
Messenger RNA from Diabrotica virgifera virgifera (western corn rootworm), 6942 nucleotides. RefSeq names its product unc-112-related protein. The record is from RefSeq and is a predicted model, not a curated record. The transcript is spliced from 9 exons. NCBI's taxonomy places the organism in Eukaryota, Metazoa, Arthropoda, Insecta, Coleoptera, Chrysomelidae. Bases 163 to 2298 code for a protein of 711 amino acids. Gene Ontology annotation, biological process: cell-matrix adhesion; integrin-mediated signaling pathway. Gene Ontology annotation, molecular function: integrin binding. Gene Ontology annotation, cellular component: cell-substrate junction.